Drosophila serrata is the source of this 1428-nucleotide messenger RNA. RefSeq lists its product as uncharacterized. NCBI's taxonomy places the organism in Eukaryota, Metazoa, Arthropoda, Insecta, Diptera, Drosophilidae. The record is from RefSeq and is a predicted model, not a curated record.
UUGGUAAAACUCAGCUGUAUGGGUCAUUGUUCAGUGUCGAUUCGUUCUGUUCGGACUUCAAAAUUAUGUAUUAAAUUUGGCCUCAAAAUUUAUUGUUUCUUUCCCGCCUUAUCUGGACUUUCAAAAAAAAUCUAACCGGUAGCAGCCAUGGCGAACACAUUUCGAGUGAAUUGGUUUAAAAAACUUCUCAAUUCGUGCACUCCCACCAGAAAAUAUCGACACAUGGACGAUAGUCAUCAGAUUAGCAGCACCUUGGACAUUAGAUGUUCACGAAAAGUGCAGGCAUUCCCGGAACAGGCCCAUUCAACGACACUUCGUCCUGCCAGGUUCCACAAAUGUCCAACUGCUACUGCUGUGAGAAUUCAUCCUGUAAUAAGGAAUCUCAAUAGCUCGAAUAAACAAAAGCGUAACUUAUCCAUGGCCUCCCCUAAGCGGCGGAAGGAUGUGCAGCUUUCAAAGAAUCUAGCAACGCAGUCGGGUAGCCUCCACUCCAAAACCAUUCCGAUAAAGAUGGUCGCAAUGCGGAAGCAAGAAACUCCGCAUUCGAGUCAUCGCAGGAUGGGCUGGGAGGAUAUUCGAGAUUUGGUUGUGACCAAAAAUAUUGAGAAAAUUUUGCGUGAAUCGAAGCUCACGCCUCUGCAACGAAGGAGAAAAAAGAAUCUGGUUGCAAAAUGUUCACAAAAAUGUAAAGGAAAGAAUAAGCCGGUGAAGGGACUGCCAACGAAGGCCAUAGGCCUGAGUCAAAAGAAGCACCUUGGCAUGGAUGUGAAGUUCUCGAGGCUUCAAUCGAAACUGGAAUAUAACGCAAAGCGUUCAGUGAGUUCCAGAUCCUCGGAUAAUCACAAUCAUGAUGGCAAUACACCUGUUCGCGAUGCCUACCGCAUGAGGAUAGCGCAGCUCAAAUUUAGAUUCUUGCACAAGAGGAAUCCCCGCACAAAGACCAAGCAAUCUAUUCAAACUUUCAAACCUUCUAGACAGCCAAAUCCUGUUGGAUUCAGACUCAUGCAGGACGAGCAGAAGCGUUUGGACGUUCUCAAGGCAGAGUGGAUACAGUUGAUGGGUCUGCAGAAUGCUGCCAGACAGAAAAGGAAAAUAGCAGCCAAAGAAUUGAUCAAGAAAAAGUUGAAGGAGACGGUUGAGAUUCCAAUUGACACGGCAAUUAACACCCUGAUCGUUGAUCCGAAGUCAUUCCUAAAUAAGGUUCAUGUUCAGAACAAGAUUCUAUCUGUGGAUUACGAUGGCACUUCGUCUGAUGAUCCACCUACGGAGCUGGAUAAACCCAAUGGCUUACCAGAUCCAACAAAGAGUUGCGGCUUCGGCGAGUCUGACGUUGGACUGGAGCCAAAUUAGCUGAAGAGUUUUCCAACAAAAUCAAAAUUAUAGCUGCAGGAUAAGGAUAGGGCAGGUCAAUAUUUUUUAAUACCCAAA